Molecule: messenger RNA, 2120 nt
Organism: Coregonus sp. 'balchen'
Lineage: Eukaryota; Metazoa; Chordata; Actinopteri; Salmoniformes; Salmonidae
Source: the annotation of a GenBank genome assembly
ACAGGCAGACGGACAGACGGCAGGACGGACACGCGGGCGGCGGCUGUGAUUGGCGGCUCGGCGGCAGGCUGGUGGAAGAUGUCGUCGGGAGCCGGUGGGAGGGGCGGGCGGCGGCUCAGGGGUUGGGGGGGAGGGGAGGCAGCGGAGGAAGGCCCAGUGGGCAUCCCCUUCCCCGAGCACAGCGCAGACAUCCUGGGCAGUCUGAACAAGCAGCGCCUCAGCGGCCUGCUGUGCGACGUGCUCCUGAUCACCCAGGAUAGGGAGUUCACUGCCCACCGCUCAAUCCUGGCAUCUUGCAGCUCCUACUUCCACAAGCUGUUCACCUCGGGCCCCACCGCCAACCAGCAGAAAGUCUACACCAUAGACUUUGUGACGGCCGAGGCCCUGGGCGCCCUGCUGGACUUUGCCUACACAGCCACGCUGACGGUCAGCCACAGCUCCGUGGGAGACAUCCUGGCCGCCGCCCGCCUGCUGGAGAUCCCGCCCGUCCAGGAAGUCUGCACUCACCUGCUGGACACCAAAGUGCUCUCCCCGCCGGUAGGCUGGUCGUCAUGACAACACUAACUAACACUCCGUCAACAGUCUCUGUCCUAUCAUUACAUCCCAUCACAUGGCCUUUACUAGUAUGUCUCCCUGUGGGUAGAUCUGCAUCAAAAUAUAGCCACUUAGCAAACGAUUUUGUCCAAAGCGACUUACAGUUAAAAUACAUGUAUUUAGUGUGGCCUAUGUGGAAAUCAGUCAAACCACUCUUGUUUUGAGUUACAACUAUUGUGUUGUAAGUGUCAUUCUUGAUUUCCAUCCAACUGCGCCACCAUAGACCACGUACCACACAACCUCUGUCUCGCGUCACGCUAACAAACAAACACUCCAUCAUCAGUCUUUGGCCAUCACAUAGUCAGCACGCUUACAUCAUGCCCUUCAUUAAUCUCUCUCUCUCACACACAUCCACACCCUGGUGUCACAAUAACACUGAACUUUUAACACUUACCCAUGCUGGGCCAACAUCAGUCUCUGAGUCUCAGGACAGCGUGCUCUUUCACAAGCUGCAUUCUACAGACUAAGCAUAUUGCAGUUACAUGCUACGCUUGAAAAUGUAGAAUCGAAGUAGCGUGGUCAUAUUCAUGGUCAUGUGUGCUUCUGUUGUGUGUGUGUUUGAGUAUGAUCGUGAGUGUAUGAGAGUUAUGGAGUCCUGUUUUGUUUUUUCAUAGGGGGGCAGUGAGCGAGGAGAGGAUGAUGAUGAUGAGGGGGAGGGAGGGAAGGGUGGAGGAAGAUGGGGACAGCAGGGGAAUCGACUUCGGGCCCGGGAGUAUCUAGAAUACUUCCAGAGAGGGGCCCACUGGAGUAGCAGCUGCAGCACGCCAGAGCUCAGGGACAUGCCCACACACCUGCACUUUAACCAUGACAACGGGGCCCACAGCAACGGGGCCCCCGGGGGCCCCAGCGAGUACUGCUCUCCCCUGGACCUUGCCCAGGCCGCCACACAGGACCCAGAUGAUGAGGAUGAGGAGGACCAAGUGGAGGUGGAUCACUCUGAGAGCCGCAGGGACAUGCUGACCUGGGCCAGGGGGAACGGAGGAGGGCCAGAUGCCUCUUUCUAUCGCCCAGCCCAGAACGGCCACUUCUACCUCCCAACAGAGCCCAAACUGGAGCCGGAGGAGGAGGGGGAGGAAGAGUGCAUACGGGAUGGGGAGAGAGGCUCAGCCAGCGCCCUCCUGCAGCAGAUGAUGGACUCCAUCGAGAGGCAGAAGGAGCGGGCCGCGGCCGGGGAGGAGCCGGGGGAGGGGGAGGACCCGGACGUGGAGUUUUACUUGAAUUACUUUAACAGCACGCAGCAUGAGGACGACGCCGCCGACGCCGCCGUCUCACAGGGACUGCUGCCCCGCUGGGCAGCACGGGGCGGCUCCAGCCAAGAUAGAGGGGGAGGAGAGAGGGGAGGAAGAGGAGGAGAAGAGAGAGGUGGGGUCGGAGGGGAGAGGAAGAUGCGCUCCAAGGCCUUCCAGAAGUGCCCCAUCUGCUCCAAGGUCAUCCAGGGAGCAGGAAAGCUACCCCGCCACAUCCGCACUCACACGGGAGAGAAGCCCUACGAGUGCGCCAUCUGCAAAGUGCGCUUCACCAGGUAA